GCGGCCAAAGAAAAAAGUUCGAGCGGGGCGAUGGUCGGCGGGGGGCGCAUGCGCGGGAAAGGGCGCCGGAUUUAAACGGGAGGAGCGGCGGUUGGUGCGGGUUCGGUGCUGCGCUCUCUUUCUUCUCCAGUGCAUCCAAGGCACCAUAUUGUACUCGAGAGGUGAUAUUUUAAAACAAAAUGUCAUCUCUUUGCACUGUGGAAGCAAUGUUGCGCAGCCCUUUGAAGCGCCUAAGGCAGCCUCCCACAGACAAUGAAGGAAAUGACAGUGAUUCUCUGAAGAGGCAAAAGCCUCCAUCCUUGGAUGAAGAGAUGGAAAACAUAAAUCCUCUGGGAUCUUGUACGUCGUCAAAAUUUCGAGUCUUGGAGCAAGAAGUCAAGCCAGACACUCCCAUAGUUCCCUCGGUGAAAUCCCGUCUUCGAAGACUAGCUGAACAGAAGAAAGAAUUGUGUUCUGAUGAUCUUCUCUCUAAUGCACGGUUAUCUUCAGACACAAGAAAUGGAUUGGUUUCUCCAGCAGAAAUGACCAGCUCCUGGAAGAAUGAACUUGCCAGGCCACCGAUUAAGAAGGCCAGAAAGAAUGCUGAAGGUGAAACCAUGUCUUGUACAGAAGUGAAAACUUUAUUAACCUCAAGCAGUGUUGUUGUGCAAGCAGUUAAAGAAAAAUUUGAAGACAUGAAUCAUGAGAAACAGAACCAAGGACAAAUGGGAAACUUCCUCAUCCCUGAAGUAACUCCAAGUACCAAAGCCAUUCAGGCAAUGCUGCUUCAGAAGUCUACUCCUAGUGCUUCGCGUGUUAUUUGGAUAAAAAAGGAGCGGGAACGGGAGCUUGCAAUGCUUCGGAGUAAGACUGAAGGGAAGAAUCCCUGGGUAGAAAAGAUGUCAAAGUCCUGCACAGGAAGUGAGGAAACACCUAAGACUAACCCUCCAGUACAACAGGAAGAGAUGAAGGAAAGCACAGAAUUGCAAGUGAACACUAUUCAUGGCAGUGAUAACACUGCAGGGUUUGAGAAUACUGCAAAAUGUGAGGAAAUCCUCCAGAUUACUGAAGACAAAGGUGAUUGCAAGGGAGAAGAACCCAUGGAUUGGUCUACUCCCCUAAAGAAGGUUACCUUUGCAUUAGAGCCACAAACUAUUCCAUCGUCAGAGUAUGUAGAAAGUGAAAGUGAUGAAAAGUGCAUCUCUGAGAUGGAAUUGGAAUCAUCAUCUCAGGAAGAACUAAAUAGCUCUGAAAUAAUUGACGAGCUGUUUAAAGAUGUUCUUGACACUGACCAUGCAAAUGAACAAAUGGAGAAUGAACCAGAGCCUAAAAACCAAACGGUGACAGAGUUGGAAAAAUCUAAAAUUGAAGAGCAGAGUGAUGAGGUGAAAUCUGAGAAUGAGGCAAAGGAAGAAGAUGAGCUGACUCUUCCCAGUAUAACUGUGGUGUCUCCACUUGCUAAAUCUAUCAAACUAGAUGCCAUGGCUCCUCUGGCCUCAAUACUGACAUCACUAAACACCAAUCUAGCAGAAUCCUGUUGCUCCAUCUAUUCCUCUCUCAAGAUGGAGAAUACAGGGCAGAAUCAAAAUCCGACUGGAAGUCUUUCACCAGUGGUGGAUGGCACACCAUUCUACAGUAUUGAUUUAUAUAGAACUCAACGUCGCAGUGCUCGGCAGCAAGAAAGAAAAAACAAAGAAAUGAAUAAGACUAAUUCCCAGGGAGCAGCAGAAGGUUCUUGUUUUGCAACAAAGCAGAUCACUACCAAAGAGAAAAUAAAGAUACUUAAUGAUGAGAUUAAGAGUUUGCAUAACAUCAUGCAUCAGGCAAGCCAGGCACUAAAUUGCUGUACAGACAAAGAGCAUGGUAAAGGUUCACGGGAAGAAGCAGAAGCAGAGCGUCACCUCCUUAUUGCUUCUGAGAAGCGUGUUGCACUACUGACCGAGCUGAAUAGGCUGAAAGGAGAGGGCAAUGGUGGAUCUCGAGGUGAUGCAGCCCAGCUGACAAAUGGUCUGGAGCCUUGUCAAGGCACUGUCUCCAUCUCUAACCUUUGCCUUCCUCUGAAAGCUGAAUUUGUCUCUUCAGCACAACAUAAAGAAGGAAACCCCAGCCACUAUUUCUUACUGAUGAUCAAAUGCGGUCCACAUAACAUUGUGGCAACUCCACUGGCAACAGCAGAGGAUGCUCACCAGGGUGAUACCAUUAUUUUUCCAACCAUCAUCACACUGGGUGAUAUUCAUUACAAGUUUGAAAUUGAUGUGGAGGUGUACAGCUUGGCCCAGACAUCAAACGUAACCACCACUGAGAAGCGACGAUCAUCAAGGUCCAAGGUUAUGACCCCUAAAAAGCUUCUGACCUCUAUUACUAAUUGUACUUCUCAGAAUCGAUCACCAGAAGGAAAGAGUUCAUGUUGUAUUCUUUUUCCUUUUCAGAGAACAAGCUUGCAGUCGCCCGGUGCUAGUCCUGUUAUUGGCAGUUCAAUACGUGCCAGUAGGUUUGUACUGGUUGGGUCUCACACAAUCACCCUGGCAUCUCUGGGUAAAGACAAGUUUACACUGGACAAAAUGAAGCUUGAUGGAAAAGUCAGGCAACUGCUUGGAGAUGAGUUUCAGGACAAGGUUCCGUUCCUGUCUCCCCUUGAAGGUGCCAUCUAUUUGAAGUUGCAGUGCCAUUUUCACUCCUCCAUCGAGCAUUCUGGAUUCCUGACUGUAUUUGAGGAUGUGAGUGGGUUCGGUGCAUGGCAUCGUCGGUGGUUUGUGCUGUCUAGCAACACGCUUUCCUAUUGGACUUACCCCAGUGAAGAGAAACACAAGAAACCUAUUGGCUGCAUUAACUUGGCCGACUGCACCACAGACAAGAUUGAACCUGCCAGUCGUGAGUUCUGUUCCAGGCCUAAAACCUUGGAGCUGAUCACAGCACGGCCUCAGUCUAAAGAUGAUCGUGAAACUCUAAUUGUUCAGUGUCGUAACAAACUCUGCUUUACCAAAUACUGGCUGUCAGCUGAUACAAAGGACGAGAGGAAUUUGUGGAUGGAGAAACUUAACCAAGUCCUGAUCAAUCUCAGUACAUGGCAGCAGACACCACACUUGGCAUGUAAGGAUGGAAUCUGAAGAUACCUGCAAUGGUUCAUCCUGUGAGCCACCCUCACUAUAGGAAAUGGGGUGGGGAUGAAGACUACAUUUUGUACUUAGGUGCUUUGCAAAUAGUUGACUACAUAUCCAAGUUAGUUAAUUGCUGCUAAAAAUUACUAACUGAAAUUAAUCCAAAGAAUGUUUAUAUUAAAAAAUGUAUCUUAUUUCUCUUCCUCCUCUCCCUUCCACUAUGUUUUUAUUCUCUUGAAGCUAUUUUCAAGUUUGAAUUUGUAUUGUUAUGUGCAAAUUACUGACUAAGCCCAUGAAAUUCCAGGUUAGUUUAAUAGAUUAAUGGUAUUUUCCCCAUAUAUGCUGCAAGGAAUGCCAAAAUCAAACAUGGCAGCACAGUUGAUCCAACAUCAUGGGAGUGUUGAGGGCUCUGAUUUUGCUCCCAAAUACAAGCUUGAUUCUUCUCCUCCUCCUCCACCACCACUGGGCUCUUGGCAUAUUUUGGAUAAGAGAUUAUCAAUUUGUAGGCCAUUCCAGGGCUCACCUGUAAAUGGUCUAAUUUACUAAAAAUGAUGUGGUGGAUGAGUUAAGUUCUCAUGUUUGAUGGAGGCCAGUCUUAUGGAGACUUGUUCCUCCUGGUCCUGGAAUUUGAGCUGGGAAUUGUACAUGUCCCCAAAAAAUACCUGUUCAGGUUUUGAAUUAAUGAGUGGCAAGGAGGGAGUAGUUGGGAAAUCUUUAUUUAAUCACAAUAAAUAUAAAAGUUCUAAAUCUUGUAAUUAACUUAGUGUACUGCAUUUAGCUAGUCUGAAAUAUUUCUAUUCUGUCACUACAGUUUCAAAAUGAUACUAACUCUCGUGUAUACAUGUAAUUCAAAAUGAAUAAAAUAUUUAAGCCUGUGCUGCUUCCCUGUUUUACUUAGUUUCAAGUUCCACCUUUUUCUGAAACCAGACUUCUCAUUUCAUAGUCCAUCAACAAAGAAUUGUACUGUAGCUGCUGGAAACAUUUUCAGCAGGUCAAUCAGUACAUGUGGAGUGAAAUGUGACUUGGGUCAAUGAAUGUUCAUCAUGUGUAAUGUUAAACAGAUUUUGGGGAAGGGGAAGAUGGGAGAUUAAAAGUAAAAUGGUUCAAGGCAAGAUGAAUGGCAAGCAGAAAAUUAAAAGAUGGGGCAAAAAUGAGUGCAACAGUGAUGGACAGAUUUCAGAAUGAUACUGUUGUCCAGUAAAUGCUUAGUUAAAAUGUAUUCCUUGGGUUUAUUGGACUACACACAGGACUAAUCUUCCAUCUAAAACAUGCAUGUAGAUCAAUAUCUACAGUCAUUAAAUAAGUGUUUGGACUUGGCUUUGUAGUGGUGACUUCAUAAGCAGCAAAUGCAGUAUACUAAAUUUAUUUACUCUAAAUUAUUGUAGCUGGGAAGUGUUUGAACCCUUAAGCUGCAGGAAGGGAGGUAAAAGGGGUAUAAUGUAAUACUCACCAUGUGCACCACGUGUUGGGGAAAGAGGUUAGGAUGAUUUGAAUGCACCAAGGUGUCAUAGAAAAGAUCUGAAGCAUUGCACAUAAGUUGAUAAACUAAGCAAAGUUGAGAUGGAAGCAUAGUAAAGGGGGCUUGAAGAUUGUUCUGAGAUUCUGUAAAACAAUGGACUUGAUUCUCAAAGAAUGAUUAAGUAGGUCCAAAUAGCCUAUUUUUCUCCAGUUAUCUGAUUGGUAUUGGGGCAUACUAUUGUUUAAUUACAACAAUGCUCACUGCCUUAUCCUGUGGAAUUACAUGUGCACCUUGGUUCAAAGAUGAAUCCAACUGCAGGUGAAAGGGAUGGAGACACUUCACAACCUGUUCCCAUGUCCUAAAGUGCUUUAUAACCAAUACACCAAGCAAACUGUAGUCACUUGUAAUGCAAGAAUGUUUAUUUCUGAUUUCCAGCAAAUCUCAUUCCAAAAAUACAGGGUACUACAGGAGUGGUCAUGUAUUGUUUGAGGGCUAAAUACUAGCCAUGACAUGUGAAUUCCUAUUCUUUGAUGUACUGGUUUGUCCACUCAAGACAGGUUUAUUUCCACUUCAGGAGUCAUAGCACAACAGGCCCUUUGGCCCACUGUUGCGCUGACCUUCAAACCACUCUUAAGACUAUCUAACCCCUUCCUCCCACAUAUCCCUCUAUCUUAAAUUCCUAUAGAUGUAACAUCUCAUCUGAAAAAGCACCACCAUAUUGCUGUACCAGAGCAUGAAUGUCCUAUGACUAGCAUACCACUGAGACAAGCCUGACAGCUAAAGGUCCAUGUUUUGUAACAUUCCAUUUCAGGCUUGAAAGUUACCUCUCAACUUUGCCUUAAAGAUUUCCCUGACAAUCUUCACAGACUACAUACUGUGCACUGACCAAGAUUACCCAUUUCUCUUCCCUGUCUCAGCUCAAACCCUUAACUGUUGCUUAUUUCUAAACUUGAUCAUGGCAGUGUACUCCAGGCUGGUCUCCCUCUCAAAAUAACUACCCAAUUCUUAACCUGCACUAAGUUUCCAUCACUUAUGUUUGCUAAGUUAAAUGGUCCCCAGUUAAGCAGCAUCCCAUCCUUCCUCUCAAAUUACUUCAAUUACAUUUAAUCUCCAUGCAUUCCUCUAAUUCUGACCUCUUGAUCAUCAAGAUUUAAUUGGUCCUUGCUUUCAGCUGCCAAGGCCCUAAACUCAAAUUCCCAAACUUUUCUAAAUGGUCCUCAAAAGCUCCAUUUUUAGAUCUGCCUUAAUAUUUGCCUUUGUGGAUCCUUGUGAAAUUUGACCAUUUAGUUGCUACUUUAAAGACAGUAUUGUUGAUUGAAGCUAUGUUGUUGCUCCUUGUGUAAAUAAGGCAGCCGUUUAACUCUUUCAACCAGUACAAUAUAUGCAAAAUAAAUUUAAAACUUUCAUUCUCAGAUGGCUUGAAUAUUUUUAAAGCAAAAAUUGGGACAUAGGAGAAUUCAACACCAAUGAGUACUCCACACAAAAACUCCAACUGAGAAAGGUUAAUUCUUUCUCAGCCUAGUCACUUAAUUCACUGAAAAUACUAUUUGGUUACAGCAUCCUUGGAUCUACCUCUGAUUGCUUGUUUAAUGAAGUUCCUCUAUGUACCAGUUUCACAUUCACAAUUGUACUUGAGCAACAGGACCCAAAAAUAAUCCAGAAAAC
Molecule: messenger RNA, 6201 nt
Organism: Pristis pectinata (smalltooth sawfish)
Lineage: Eukaryota; Metazoa; Chordata; Chondrichthyes; Rhinopristiformes; Pristidae
Product: anillin-like
Exons: 25
Coding region: 180-3086 (968 amino acids)
Biological process (GO): septin ring organization; mitotic cytokinesis; actomyosin contractile ring assembly
Cellular component (GO): actomyosin contractile ring
Source: RefSeq, a predicted model, not a curated record